UCCGUAUCGACCGCCGCCACAACCCUCCAAGUAGCAGCCCCCAACGCAGCAGAGCGCUCGAAUCGCCGCCGCCCGUACAUCGUUCCCCAUUACUCGCACAACCCGACACGAAAAAGUCUCAACAAUAAAAAAAAAGUAUAAAUAAAAUUGCAAUAAACAACCUCCUAGUAUCGUAGAUACAGGUAGCAGCAGUUCAUUCGACCAAAGAAACUUCGUGUUGUUGGUUGGCCGGUCUUCGUGCAGGCCGUCAAGAUUUCCGAGUGUGGUAAAUACUGCGGCCCGGCGACCGCAAACGGCCCAACCAUUUCGUUCAGCAGUUUCCGACAGUCUUUCACCUCCAAUGUCAAUUACCUAAAACGACGGUUCAGCUCCGGGGAUUUAUCCUCGGAGUGCGACGAGAAUGAGUCCCAGGUUGACCCCUACACCAAGGCGCCUCCUGUCACCUCGCAGCCUCAGGCGCCGCCGCCUCCGGCACCGCCCCAGACUACUGUCGCGCCAAGUGCAGGAGCACCUCCGCCUCCACCAAGCUCAGGCGCCGGGAUGGCGGCGGCCAAUUCCGCAGAGCUAUCCUUGAACUUGAAGCCGGGCUCGAAGACUACAAGUGCUCCGAGCAGUCCUGCCAAGUCCAGGGAAUCUCUUCUCCAGAGGGUGCAAUCCUUGACCGGACAAGCUCGAGAUCAGGGAGCCUCGAUCCUCGGUGCCGCCGUCUCCAGCGCCAGCAGGGUGACGUCCUCCGUGUCUUCAGGUAGACACCUGACGCUGAUGGUGAUCGACGACCAAAACACCGAUUGGUCCAAGUACUACAGAGGAAAGAAGAUCGGCGAUUACGACAUCAGAGUGGAGCAGGCCGAAUUCAAGGAGAUCAACGUCACCGCUAACAGUGAUGGGGCGAACGUGUCCAUGGUCGUCUACAGGGGAGGAACUCGCGUCGGUCGCUCCUUCAGACCCGAUUUCCUUCUGGUGAGACAAAACUUGAAGGAUGCGGGAGAAAACUACAAGAAAUUGCUCCUCGCUUUCAAGUUCGGAGAUGUGCCCAGCAUCAACAACAUCAACGCAAUCUACAACUUCCAGGAUAAACCAUGGGUUUUUGGACAUAUGGUUCAACUGCAACGAAUUCUCGGAAAGGAUUCCUUCCCUUUGAUCGACCAAACUUUCUACCCAGAUCAUCGUGAAAUGAUCACCGCGCCGCGGUUCCCGGUGGUUCUGAAGAUCGGCCAUGCCCAUGGAGGAUUGGGGAAGGUCAAGGUGGACAACCAAAACGAUUUCCAGGACAUUGCAAGCGUCGUCGCCGUUUCGAAGACCUACUGUACGGUGGAACCGUACAUCGAUUCCAAGUACGACAUUCACGUGCAGAAGAUCGGCAACAACUAUAAGGCUUUUAUGCGUAAAUCCAUCUCGGGAUGCUGGAAAACCAACACGGGAUCGGCGAUGCUGGAGCAGAUCACCAUGCCCGAUCGGUACAAGUCUUGGAUCGAUAGAGUUUCCGAUUUCUUUGGAGGUUUAGAGAUUUGCGCUCUGGAGGUGGUUGUCGGAAAGGAUGGUCGAGAGUACAUCAUUGAAGUUAACGACAGCGCUCUGACUUUGCUCGGGGAUUCCCAAGAAGAGGAUCGUAGACACAUUGCUGAUCUAGUUGUAGCUAAGAUGAAUGCGAGUUGCAGACCGAGAAGCCCACCAUUCGACGAAGCUGCCCAACCUCCUCCUGUUGGUCCCAGAGGCAUCUUGGGUAGUCUCACCAGCUUAACUUCUACGCAUUCUAACGAAUCCACUACUACUCAACCGCCAGAACAUCCUCCGCUUUCCGGCGUCGGUCGUCGAGACAGUCAAGUAUCGCAGAGCAGCACAAUAAGCAGCGGACCCCCAUCUUCCGUGAGACUCCCGGAGCCACCACCUAGGCCAGGCUUCCAAAGGCAGGGAAGCCAAUCCCAGGCGGUGUCCGAAGAUUCCGAGGAUACCAUGAAGAAUCUGAGGAAGACGUUCGCCGGAAUCUUUGGCGACAUGUAAACCCAGAUGAUCCUAAUGAAUUUCCCUGUUCUUUUCUAACUUCAUUACAUUCAAAAUUAUUAACUAGAGGAUCCAAGAAAGUCGGAACGCACGACGUGUGGCCGCGAUGUUCAAUUACCGAUCGAGUAAUAUAUAAAUAAUUCAUCCACGUUUUUUGGGAGGUAAUUGGAUCGUCGCGGAUUAAAGUGGGAUACGUCGUUGCGACCGCUUCGAUUCUUCAUCGUUUUCCGUUUUAUAAUUUUUAAGGGAAGUUCCGGAUCGCUUGGAAAUUAGGAAUCGAGUCCGCUAAGCAAUAUGUUACGUUGUUUAAUGAAUAUAACAAAAGAAAUGAAAAUGUGUUAUCCACUGCCUACAGGCUGGUACUCGGUACCUUUGUUAUGUUAGUAUAGUUGUUAUUUAACAAUAAGUGUAUGUUACUUGGUGUCUAUCGUUACAUUUUCUUUAUUACUUUCUCUUCUCCUUCAUUACUGUAAAACAAAAAAAAAACGUAUUACU
Molecule: messenger RNA, 2496 nt
Organism: Nicrophorus vespilloides
Lineage: Eukaryota; Metazoa; Arthropoda; Insecta; Coleoptera; Silphidae
Product: synapsin
Exons: 7
Coding region: 541-2001 (486 amino acids)
Biological process (GO): neurotransmitter secretion
Cellular component (GO): synaptic vesicle; synaptic vesicle membrane
Molecular function (GO): ATP binding; metal ion binding
Source: RefSeq, a predicted model, not a curated record